Toxotes jaculatrix (banded archerfish) is the source of this 1829-nucleotide messenger RNA. It is a transcript of the gene calhm3, whose product is annotated as calcium homeostasis modulator 3. The transcript is spliced from 4 exons. The coding region runs from base 218 to 1207 and encodes 329 amino acids. Lineage: Eukaryota; Metazoa; Chordata; Actinopteri; Toxotidae. Gene Ontology annotation, molecular function: monoatomic cation channel activity. The record is from RefSeq and is a predicted model, not a curated record.
UUCUGAAAGGAUCGGUUCAUGUAUGUGAGGUAGGCUGAAAUGUUUCAGGUUUAAAGUGAAUAAUCAGCAUUAAUCGACAGAUUUCCUUUUUACAAGCACAUUUUUACACAAGCUAAAACAUUUGGUAACACAAGGAAUUCCUACUGGAACUAUUUGUGUUUCCAUCACUUGUUGAAUUAAAAACCACAGCAGCUGUUACCUACAGUAAAUUGAAACUAUGGAGCGUCUGAAGUUAGUCCUGCAGUACUUCCAGUCCAACUCUGAGUCCAUCUCCAAUGGGAUCUGUAUCAUCCUGGCCUUGGUCAGCGUCAAGCUCUACACCAGCUUCGACUUCAACUGCCCGUGCCUCCCUCAGUACAACAGACUGUACUCUCUGGGGGUGAUGGUCGUCCCUCCCAUCAUACUGUUCUUCCUGGGGGUCCUGAUCAACAGGCACACAGGCGUCAUGAUGGACGAGUGGAUGAGACCCAUCGGGAACAGAUCCAAGAAUCCUGCUGUGGUGAAGUACCUGUUCUCAGCCAUGAUCCAGAGGGCCCUGCUGGCCCCGAUGGUGUGGAUCCUGGUCACUUUGCUGGAUGGAAAGAUCUUCAUCUGUGCCUUCAGUGUUAGUGUAGACCCUGCGCUGUUCUCAGGUAUGCCCAACAACACAGGUCUGGAUGUGAUCAAAAUCAUGGCCAAAGUUCCCUGUAAGGAGGACAUUAUCUUCAGGAACAUCUCUUUCCACAAAGCAGUCUCUCGUUAUGUUCGCUGCUAUUCGCAAGCAGUUGGCUGGUCCAUCCUUCUCUUCCUGAUCAUACUGGGAGCACUGGCACGCCUCAUCAAGCCCUGUUUCGAUGACCACGCCACCUUCCUGCAGACUCGUUACUGGAGCAACUACCUGGAUGUGGAGCAGAAGCUCUUUGACGAGACCUGUGUCCUUCAUGCUCGCGACUUUGCCCGCAAAUGUGUGGUGCAGUUCUUUGAGGACAUGAGGGAGGACACCAUACUCCGUCUCCCCCACCCGCUCUUCAUCACCAACCACCAAGAAGAGUGGGAGGAUGAAGAGGAGAGACUUCAUGGGAUAUCAAAGCAGGAGCAGGUGGACCAGCUGCUCGACAAGUGGUACUACAAUAAACCUGAACUUGACGUGACGAGGAUCGCCCACAGGCCCAGGACGUCUGUCACCUGGGAGGACCGUGGAGGGAAGACUUUAUACUCUGAUGUGUAGGACACACUCAGAGGUGUGAAGCUGCAGCGUGAAUCAUGAUCAUCCGUUCACUUACAUUAAACUAUAGCAACAAGUUAGAUGUGGGUUACCUCGGUUUAGCAGUGAGUUUUCCUAAACUCAGACUGAUGUCUAAGCUCAAAGGUCCAGCACUUCACCGUCUUCAUUCAGUGAAGCGAACUGGCACAGAUGUCAUCACAUGACCGAAUCGUUAACUUCCGGUCACAUGGUGGCUGUUUAUGGGUGGAGAUAGUAAACUCUGUCUCUUUGUUCUGUGGUGUCAGAUGUGAAGGUUCUCCCCAAUCCUUCUGCUGUCGACCACUGACUCCUGUUCGAUGACUUUUGACCUCUUCCAGGGGAUGCUGGGAGUGGUUUUCACUGACAGCUGAAACCUCUGCCCUUGUUUCCUGUCUCUCAAUGAAAGGCAGAAUGUCAUAACUAAUAAUACGACUACUACAAAGACUCAAGGAGAUGUACAUCGUAAAGUUUUCUUGUUCCUGUUCCUGUUCCUGUUCUGUAGGUGCAGUGCUGCCUUCUCUGUCUGUCUUUUGUUCUUAAACUAACUGACAGGAAAGAACAGGAAGUUUCGUUUGAGGAAUUAUAUCUGAGGACAUUGCCUGUUUAA